UGUGAGUGGCUGUGUAUUCAAUCACACAAGUCCUUCUACUUACUUUCUCAGAUUUUAACUAAACAAAUUGUGUCGCUAAGAAGAAGAAGCCAUCAUGGCUAGAGUGAUGUUGUGGUUUCUUGUUUCCUUGUAUCUAUGCCUCAUUGGUCAUAUGAUUGCCGAGGCUGCAAGAGAAGGUGCGUCCAUGAAGAAGGAAGCACACUCCACUGAGAUUGGAAGAGAAAGUGCGUCCAUGAGGAAUCAAGCACGCUCCACUGAGAUUGGAAAAGAAAGUGCGUCCAUGAUGAAUCAAGCACGCUCCACUGAGAUUGGACGAGAAAGUAAGCUCAUGAGGAAUGGACCACACUCCAGUGCUCAGAUUGGAAAGAGUAUGGGACACGUAACCGGAUUUAAGGGUGAACUCACAGCUGGUGGCUAUGGCGGUGGAGGCCCGGGAUAUGGUGGUGGUGGUGGAUACGGGCCAGGUGGUGGCGGUGGUGGUGUUGUAAUCGGUGGUGGAUUUGGCGGUGGUGGUGGGUAUGGGUCCGGCGGUGGUUUGGGUUGGGAUGGAGGCAACGGAGGUGGUCCGGGAUACGGGUCAGGUGGUAUUGGUGGUGGAGUCAUCAUUGGCGGUGGUGGUGGUGGUGGAUGUGGCGGUUCAUGCAGCGGAGGCGGUGGUGGUGGUGGAGGAGGAUAUGGACACGGCGGAGUCAUCACGAAGGGAUCAGGCAAAAACUAGAAAAAACAUGCAGCUUUCUUUAGGUCGUCGAAGGAAGGAGGAAGAAAUAAGGAUGUACUUUAGCAUCUUGAUCAUGUUUAGGAGUUUGUAAUGGCAUCACUUUUAAUGGAAUAAGAACCUUAUAGUUUCAGAAUU
This is a messenger RNA of Arabidopsis lyrata subsp. lyrata, 853 nucleotides long. RefSeq names its product acanthoscurrin-2. The record is from RefSeq and is a predicted model, not a curated record. The transcript has a single exon. Lineage: Eukaryota; Viridiplantae; Streptophyta; Magnoliopsida; Brassicales; Brassicaceae. The coding region runs from base 95 to 718 and encodes 207 amino acids.